CGUACCAAUACUCUCAAAUUAAUCAUCUUUAUAUCCAUCAUAAACUUCAUAUCCUCCGUGUUCCGUUCAGUCAUGAAUUGUGAGUCAAAGCAGCAAUCUGUUCAUCCUCUUCUCUUAUGCCCUUAUGCAAAUUUUAAAAACAAGGAAGACGAGUUUCGAUGGAUACAUUUCAGAGAGUCACCAACUCUUCCCAAUGCCGACAAGUCUACAUUAUCAUCUUUGUCACACAUCUGUUCCUUAGAUUUGUGCAACAGCAAAGACGGUACAUAUGACGAGUUCUCAUGCCAGAUUUGUGAGAAACCUUUGGUCGGUACUUUAUUUUAUUCCUGCAAAGAAUGUCUUCGCGAAUUUCCAAUUGCUUUAACCUACUACCACAAAGAGUGUAUGGAGCCGAUACAAAAUCACCCGCAUCAUCCGAAACAUUCUCUCCGACUUCAAGCUAAUUAUUCGACCCAUAAAACUUGUGCUUACUUGCCAUCCAUCAUAAGAAUAUCACGUCAUGAACACCGCCUCUCUUUCACUUCUUCGCUAACUCCUGAAAAAUGGUUGUGCGGAGUGUGUCGUGGAAAGAUAGACACAAAUUAUGGAAGGUAUUGUUGCGUCAAAGAUUGCAGCUAUGGUGUUCAUUCUAAAUGUGCAACCAGAAAAGAUGUAUGGGAUGGAAAAGAACUUGAGGGACAACAAGAAGAUCCAUAUGAAGAUAUUAUUAAGUCGUUCGAUGAGAUAAGUGAUGGAGUCAUACAACAUUUCAGUCAUCAAAAUCAUCAUAUGAGACUCGACGAUAAGACCAAUAGAAAAUUUGACGAGAACAAACGUUGUCAAGCAUGCACACUUGCUAUCUGUGAUGAAAUUAUUUACAGCUGCAUGCAAUGUGAUUUUAUCCUCCAUCAAGAAUGUGCCCAUCUUUCUCGUAAGAAACAACAUGCGACGCAUCCUCAUCCCCUUACGCUACAAGUGGAUGAUAUAGAGGAUACAUUCAUAUGUAAAGCUUGUAAGCGUGAAAGCAAUGGGUUCGUAUACUUGUGUUGUGAGGGGAGCUGCGAUUUCAUAUUAGACGUACGUUGUGCUUCUUUAUCCGAGACAUGUGAUCGUCGAUGUCAUCCACAUCCCUUGUUUCUUACAUCUGACCCUCAAACUUCACAAAGUUGUUCGAUUUGCAAUAAACUUAGACGCCAUCGUCUAAACUGUGGAGAAUGUGGUUUUGUUAUGUGUUUUAAAUGCGCAACAUUACCUAAUAAGCUAAGGUACAAGCAUGAUGAACAUUUUCUCAUUUUUUCUUAUGAUAAGAAAGUAAAGGGUCAGUAUUUGUGUGAUGUUUGUGAAAAAGAAGCUGAUCCGAAUAAAGGGAUUUAUAUGUGCAAGGAUUGCAAUGUCAUACUGCAUAUUAAAUGUUUACUUGGAGAUAAGGUCAUGUAUGUGAUGCCUGGUAAAAAACUCAUAUUUCGUCAGUUAAAGAUUGAUAUUCUUCUCAAUAAUCGUCUUACUCGCGACAUAUGCAGCUAUUGCAAUAAUCGUUGUGAAAAUAAAGUCGUCUACAAAAUAUUUGAUAGAGAAAUAUUAUGCUCUUUUGUCUGUGUGUUGAAUAGUAAAACUUAAUGUAAAUAGUAUAUCUACUUUUCUCUUCA
Camelina sativa (false flax) is the source of this 1625-nucleotide messenger RNA. Lineage: Eukaryota; Viridiplantae; Streptophyta; Magnoliopsida; Brassicales; Brassicaceae. The record is from RefSeq and is a predicted model, not a curated record.